UCAUCGUGGAUAUAAACCCCAGGACCACCCGAGUCGUGACAGCUUACACCCACAGCUACCGUGACAUCACCACCAGCUAUACCUAACAUUCUACUCUACCUUCGCUGGAGACAGAAGCACCUUGACCAGCCUGCUGAGUGAUGGUUGUAACAGUGUGGUUGGCAGCCUUGACGGUGUUGAUCCAGGGGUGUGCAGCCCAGAAUACCAAGAUCAUCAUCAAAGAUCCUCAUGCUGCCUCCGAUACACGGUCCUCCCUCGGGGCUCUCCAGGCCAUCUUCAGCUCUCUCGCAGGAAAUGUACAAGUGUCAGUAUCUACCCAAACAGUAGGUCGUCCUAACCACGGCUUGCGACCUAACAAAUAUACAUCAUCGAGCUGUAUUUACUGGUGCAGGACCCCGGAGAACUCCUUCUACUGCUGCGGUCAGCCCACCACGCACAGGCCCGAUAAACCCGGGUGUUGCCCCAAAGUCCGCCCAAACUGCCCCAGACUCGGGCCACCGGUGCCUUGUACUCACGACUUCGACUGCGCUAACGCAGCGGACAAAUGCUGUUUCGACAGGUGCCUCGAACAACACGUGUGUAAGCCAGCCAGGCCUUGUUUUGGGUAACGACAGCUGCAGACAUCAACAAAGGUGUGCUUUCUCCUGUCUGUCGCACAUUCUACUAGACUGACCCAUAAGUGAGUCAGGUGUAAAUUUUUCAUGUUAACUUCAUAAGUUACACGAGUAAAAACUGUAUUUGUAUAUUACUAUACUGGUAUUAGAGAUGGCCAUUCAUAUUCCAGCUGGCUGAUGAGGACCUGUCUCACAUAUGCCAGAUAUGUGCGCAGGUCAGAGAUGUUUGUUGUGGUGAGAGUAUUGGGUGUAAUAGAGAAUCAUAUGAAAGAUCACACACAGGAAGUAUCAAGCCAACGCUGCAGUGUCUCUAUAGUUCCGUAUUAUCAACAAGAACGUUCGUUUACACUGCACAUUUGAGAGCAUCAGGAGUGUUGUACUGCUUGCAUUUUUUUGCCUCGUUUCUCAACCACAUUGUGCAAAAAAUAAUUAACUACAUUAAAGUGAGGAUCGUAACCACAAGAAAAGUUGUUUCCUUUUAAUAUAAAACAUGUAUUGCCUUCCGUUAUGAUAGCGAACAACUCAGCCAGUGAACAUGUCCAGUACACACACUACAAGGUAUUAUGCAGUUCACUUCCAAUCACAAAGUUAUAUUAUUGAAUUUGUUAUUAUUUGGCGAUAAAGUUGAAUAAGUUUCAGUCGACUGUAAAAGUUAUCUUAAUUUAUACAUUUAUUGUUAUUUUAGCUGUGCUGCCUUAAUAAACUAUAAUAAUUAAUGUUAACAGUGCGGUAUUGUCCUCCGUGAUGUAGCCUGCUUUAUUAUGGUGCAGUGAGGAUUUGUGUUUCUCGAAAGAAAGAUAAAAAUACGCCUAGUCAACACAAGAACAACGAGUGGCCGUGUUUAUCUCCAGAACACUUAAACUGCCCCACACCCCACCAGGAGGACUCAAGACCAAGGAUGCUAUAGCCAAUGUGACUCAGGUGUUGACGGCCAGGAAGUCCAACACAAUAGUAUUUACUGUAAAUUAAAAAUCAUAUAAUGUGUACUUAGUUUGUUGUUACCGUUAAUAUAAAUUUUUUGUCUACAGGAACCUGGUGAAUCAGAAUUAUCUGAUAUGUUGAGUACAGUAUUGGCACUUUAA
Messenger RNA from Homarus americanus (American lobster), 1696 nucleotides. RefSeq lists its product as uncharacterized. Gene Ontology annotation, molecular function: peptidase inhibitor activity. The coding region runs from base 141 to 608 and encodes 155 amino acids. The record is from RefSeq and is a predicted model, not a curated record. Gene Ontology annotation, cellular component: extracellular region. The transcript is spliced from 4 exons. Lineage: Eukaryota; Metazoa; Arthropoda; Malacostraca; Decapoda; Nephropidae.